Molecule: messenger RNA, 774 nt
Organism: Strongylocentrotus purpuratus (purple sea urchin)
Lineage: Eukaryota; Metazoa; Echinodermata; Echinoidea; Camarodonta; Strongylocentrotidae
Product: mucin-5AC-like
Exons: 1
Coding region: 1-774 (257 amino acids)
Source: RefSeq, a predicted model, not a curated record
AUGCCUGCAACACAGGGACCUACAGUACAGAAUGGUACAACACAGACACCUACCACACAGCUGGGACAGACAACAAAGGGUUUUGUAACACACACAAGAUCUGUGACUAAAGCUGUUACAACACCGGCAAGAACUACGGUGAAAUCAUCAACGCUGUUUCCGAUGUCUUCAACGCCCUCUCAGACAUUUGGAAGUGUCACGAUGACGGGAAGUCCAACGAUGACCAUGAGUUCGGUAUCACCUUCGAUGUCGCCUUCGUUCAGUUCACCGGCAUUUGUAUCAAUGACGUCUUCUGCUCUACCGUUUACGAGUAGUCCAGCUCCGUUGAAGUUGGUAUCUUCAUCCCCUGGAGGGUCACCGUCGGGACCUUCAGCAGCUUCACCAACUGGUGGGGUGACGUCUACUGGAGGAGUUGUGUCACCUUCUGUAAGCAAUGCUUCACCGAGUGGCUCACCAACUGGAGGUAACACUGUAACUGGGUCAGGUCAGCCGACCUUAACUGGAGGUGCAACUGUAACCCCGACUGGUCAAACCCUGCAAUCGACGCUAACUGCAGGACAGACAGGAACUAUCCCAUCUUCAGUUUCUCCAGGUAGGACGGUGCCACCGACGAUUCCUGGUACCGGGGCUCCAUUAACAACUAAAACAAAAGCUCAAACUACUGUAGGGAUGUCAACAAACGCAGGGCAAACCCAACCACCUACACCUGGACAGACUGGACAAAGUACACAAGAGGUGCGCCAUCUACAGGACCACCAUCACCAGCUCCUAUAA